AUGUCUAGACCGACCUAUUCUCUCGUACCAGAGACAGACACGACUAGUUCGUCCUACCGACCACUAUCUCGCCGAGGAAGCGAAACCAAUCUCGUUCCUCGCACCCCACAUUCUCGUUCGGGAAAUCAAACGUUUACUCAUGCUCAAAAUGCGUCCAUAGAUUUUGCGCCCGAUGCCUCCCGGGAUGACCUGAACGAAACCUAUGAAAUGACCCAACAAAGUCAAACCGAGCCCCUCCUUGCGUCUUCCACUUCCGCGACUUUUGGUGACGAUAUUCACAAACUCAUCGAUGCAGAAUCUCGAGGUCGUCGCCGCCCUGCUAGCCGACGGGCCUUCGAUCGAGCUAUUGCUCAUCUGCCGAUAGCCUUUGGGGUCGUAUUCUCGCUCUUCUUGUGUCUGCUUAUAUUCGUAUCAAUGUACUGGCCGAAUAAGUUGCAGGAAUUUAUUGGGACUUCGCAACCUGACGUAUCGGAUGACACAGCCGUGGUGGGGAAUAGUAGUUCUGUACUCGAUACCACUACUGGGGCCACCCAUAACCAUACGCAUUCUGCCUCGGUUUCGAUAGAUUACUCUGCAUAUAGUGCAUUCCCUUUAACACCCGAGCAGUACCGACAGGAAUGCUGGAAACAACAGGAGAGUCAUUUCCAUGGAGGCUACUGGGAUAAACCCCCAGAGGGAGUGGCCGAUGUCAAGCACUCUGAAAACAACCGGAAAGUUUGUUCGAGUACGAUUACCUUUAUGUUUGACGGCAACAGAGGUCUAAUGGCGGACCUUGCGUUGAUCGCUCAGUUAGCUGGUCUAGCGAGGGAGCAAGGGAGAACGUUCUUGAUUGACGAUAGGCUAUGGACUCGCGGAAACUGGACAACGCACUUUAGGAGCAUCCGAGAAACCCAGCCGGGGCCAGAACCUGGAUGCCUCCCGCCUCCACCUGAAGAAUUGGUUGCUUGUCCGCGAUUAGCCAAACAUUGGGUUGUAACACCUCUAACAGCUAAAUUCCACUUUGGUCAUUCCUUUUCCGAGAGUUUCGAGGAUCCGUAUGCGCAAUCUACAGAAAGGCUCAAACCCAUCUUCACAAGGGCAUUUGACUCGUUUGAAUCGUUCAUAAUCCUCAAUGACCAAAACAUCCGACUUCUCCGCCAGGCCCGCUCCGAGCUCCGUCGUCGCAUUCAGCUCAACACGGAUAGCGAAGCUGUCGCUACAUACAUGGGCGCUCAUAUCAGGCGCGGAGACCGAAAAGCCAUGAGCUGGGAGUUUAUCAAGUCCGGCUCGGAUGGAUAUGUCCCGAUCCAAAACUAUGUAGACGCGGUUCAAAAAACUUGGAGUCUGGUGGGCUUACCAGGACGCCCUCACGUCUACGUCGCCUCGGACGAUCCAGUCUCUUUGGACGAAUUUACCAAGAUCUUCCCUGGUUAUGUGUAUUCGCUCCGACAGUGGGGGAUCGACGGUGGUCGUACCAGAGAAGGUUCUGUGACAGAUGCAGCAGAGGAACUUGCGGAGCUGGCCAGUCCUUCUGCAUAUGUCCAAUCUGAAUGGAUGAACCGCACCGAAGAACAGAGAAUCCGGCUCACUCGAGGGAUGAUAGUUGAAAUGGCGCUGUUAUCUGAAUUGUGGGACGAUGAUACUAACGAUGAGGAUAAUGACUUGGAACUGAUCGCAACGGCUUGCACCCUAACAUCUAACGUGUGCAAGAUGGCCGCUGUUGGAUUAGGGUGGGCCAGAUCGCUGGGGUCGAAGCUCAAGUCAUGGGUUGAGCUUGAUAAUCGAAACAACAUCGAACCUGAAUGGGAGGCCUUUGAAUUAAUCUGA
Molecule: messenger RNA, 1806 nt
Organism: Rhizoctonia solani
Lineage: Eukaryota; Fungi; Basidiomycota; Agaricomycetes; Cantharellales; Ceratobasidiaceae
Exons: 9
Coding region: 1-1806 (601 amino acids)
Biological process (GO): protein N-linked glycosylation
Molecular function (GO): alpha-(1->6)-fucosyltransferase activity
Source: RefSeq, a predicted model, not a curated record